CUGGCCCUCAGCCCUCCAGCCCCUUUUCCCCACAUGCCCGGGAAGCCAGGAGCCAACAUGGAUCUUCCUGUCGAUAUCAGCUGAGCCUGGAAGCCUCAGCCCUGGGGAGAACAUGGAAAGGGACAGCCACCCGAGUGCUUCCCCGGCAAGGACGUCUCCGGCCCGGAUAGCCCCAGCCCGGGCAUCGCCGUCCAGGUCAUCACCUGCCAGGCCUGCCUCCACAACAUCCUCUCCAACGACAGUGUACCUUGUUAGAGCAACACCAGUGGGGGCUGUACCUGUCCGGGCAGCUCCUGCUACGUCAGCACCAGCCACGAGGGCCACCAGUGAAAGCCCAGGUGUCAGCCUGCCCAAGUUCACCUGGCAGGAGGGCCAGAAGCGGCUGCCACUCAUUGGGUGUGUCCUCCUCCUCAUCGUCCUGGUGGUGUCGCUCAUCAUUCUCUUCCAUUUCUGGUGGGGCCACACAGGAAUCAAGUACAAGGAGCCGGUAGAAAGAUGCCCCAUGCACUCUGUGCGCUGUGAUGGAGUGGUGGACUGCAAGCUGAAGAGCGACGAGCUGGGCUGUGUGAGGUUUGACUGGGACAAAUCUCUUCUUAAAGUCUACUCUGGAUCCUCCCAUCAGUGGAUUCCGGUCUGCAGCGACAGCUGGAACAAUUCCUACUCAGUGAAGACCUGCCAGCAGCUGGGUUUUCAGAGUGCUUAUCGGACAACAGAGGUGGCCCAUAGGGAUUUUACCAGCAGUUUCUCGAUCUCUGAAUACAACUCCACUGUCCAGGAAAGCCUCUACAGGUCUGAAUGUCCUUCCCAGCGGUAUAUCUCUCUCCAUUGUUCCCACUGUGGACUGAGGGCCAUGACGGGGCGGAUCGUGGGAGGAGCCCUGGCCCCAGAGAGCAAGUGGCCUUGGCAAAUCAGUCUGCACUACGGCACCACCCACAUUUGUGGGGGCACGCUGAUCGACGCCCAGUGGGUGCUCACCGCUGCCCACUGCUUCUUUGUGACCAAGGAGAAGAUCCUGGAGGGCUGGAAGGUGUACGCAGGCACCAACAACCUGCGCCAGCUGCCUGAGGCGGCCGCCAUCUCCCAAAUCAUCAUCAAUGGCAACUACACGGACGAGGAGGAUGACUACGACAUCGCUCUAGUGCGGCUCUCCAAGCCCCUGCCCCUGUCCGCUCACAUCCACCCUGCCUGCCUCCCCAUGCACGGACAGACCUUCACCCUCAAUGAGACCUGCUGGAUCACAGGCUUUGGCAAGACCAAGGAGACAGAUGAGAAGACAUCCCCCUCGCUCCGGGAGGUGCAGGUCAGCCUCAUUGACUACAGGAAGUGCAAUGACUACUCAGUCUACGACAGUUACCUUACCCCAAGGAUGAUGUGUGCUGGGGACCUUCGGGGAGGCAGAGACUCUUGCCAGGGAGACAGUGGGGGCCCCCUGGUCUGUGAGCAGAACAACCGCUGGUAUCUGGCAGGAGUCACCAGCUGGGGCACAGGCUGUGGCCAGAGAAACAAACCUGGUGUGUACACCAAAGUGACAGAACUCCUUCCCUGGAUAUACAGCAAGAUGGAGAGUGAGGUACGCUUCCGGAAAUCCUAAGUAGCUGUCCUGUUCCACCUCACAGCGCUGACUGAUGCAAAGACUCUGGCCAAAGUGACUGGACCAUUUGCAACGUCAUCUGGGCGAAAAGACACCAGACACCUUUGUUACUGUCAUCUCCACUGUCUGCUGCCUCUGGGAAUAUGCACGUGUGUGUGUGUGUGUGUGUGUGUAUGUGUGUAUGUGUGUGUGUUGUGUGUUGCUCUUCCAAGUUCUUCAGAAACCAGGAGAGUUAUCAGCUCUUCCCAAACCCCAGGCUGGAAGUAGUAAACCGAAGACAACAGUUUGGGCAUUGUGGAGGUUUCUACAGGGGUGUCCACAAUAGAUGGAGGAGGUAGAGCCCCGGGAAGGGCCUGAAAGGCCCUCACAUCAGGAAUUCUUGCUCCUCUGACCUUGACUCAGAGACUAGCCCAGAAUGAGCAGCCACCUGGCAGCCUAGGUGACACCACCGCUGUCCAGGAACAGUAACGGGUUUCGUUGGAGUGCCUGGACUGUCCCUAACAGGAAGAUGUUCCUGUUGGCAUUACAAGCAUCCUGUUCUCUCAGACCUCCUGCCGGUGCUGUGGAUGUGGACGGGUGACUGCGCUGUAGCUGUCCAUGCCGACAGCUAUGAACAAGGCUCACUCUUCUUGUUUAGUCUCAGGCUGUUGGGGUGGAUUUCAUUUUAUUUUUAUAUUUAAGAAAUAGAAGUAGAUAUAUUUAAAAAGAUUCUCCAAAAAUUCCUGGAGCUAGGAGAGCCAGCAUCAGUCACCCCAAGAACUCUGAGAGACUCAUAGAAACUGUGCCGCUCUAGAGUCCUGUGGAAUGUUCCAGGCCUCAAGGGACCGGAUGAAGCGGCCCUUUUGAGAUACUCAGGGAAUGAAUCCUCAUUUGGGCUGCUGGGAAACUCCAAGACAAAGAGAGCCACCUGUUGCUGCAUUCAAGGGCUACAACCAAGGCAGAAAGAAAUGGAUGUGGCUUCUCCUUGGGCCCCUCAGAGGCUGGGAAACGUCAGGUGGACAGUUAUACCUCAUUCCCAGUCCUGUUCUGGGACUUCGGAGUUUCUUUUCAGCUUUCUUCAGCUUUCACCUCUCAGUUGUUCCAGAAACAUAUCACCAAUAUGAAAACUGCCAUGGAGAGAAAGCUGACACUCUCCCUAGGCCCUCCAAACAGCGCUUCUAACGGAUCCCAGUUGCCCUGAUCCUGCAAACCAUCCAUGUGCCUGGCCUGUUCUCCAGCUAAAGGCCUGGACCUUCUCCAGCCUUUUCUCUGGGACACCCGUUCCUCCCAGUCCCAUUCUCCUCACCUUGCUUGGGCCUAUCUGGUAGUGCUACGACUCCCAGAGGCAGGGUUCCAGCAGAUCAGCCUAGCCCAGCCCAGGCAGGUGGCCACUUGGGGGAAAGAUUGCACUUGAAGAGCAGGCUGGAGUUGACUAGUGUUGCUGUUCAGAGUCUGAAGAGCCUGGUUACAUGUUUUCAAGUCGGGGUGGGGUGGGGAGAGGGCAACAUUGAUUUCCACAGCAGCCUCCAGGAGGUUUUCAGAAAUAAAAGUUUCACGACCUGAAAAUUUUGUCAUUGGAUGUUCUACUAGUACCCUACGUAGAAAAU
Molecule: messenger RNA, 3177 nt
Organism: Rhinolophus ferrumequinum (greater horseshoe bat)
Lineage: Eukaryota; Metazoa; Chordata; Mammalia; Chiroptera; Rhinolophidae
Gene: TMPRSS13
Product: transmembrane serine protease 13
Exons: 13
Coding region: 113-1591 (492 amino acids)
Biological process (GO): proteolysis
Cellular component (GO): membrane
Molecular function (GO): serine-type endopeptidase activity; protein binding
Source: RefSeq, a predicted model, not a curated record